AUGGCCGACCAAGCAGACAAGAAGAAGGUCGACAAGGGCAAGCAGCCCGCCACUAUGCCGCCAGCGGAGACGGACGUCACCGAGACGAACGUCACCGAGGCAGACGUCACCGAGGCAGACGUCACCGAGGCAGACGUCACCGAGGCAGACGCCGAGAACUUGGCUGUGGACCACCAAGACCAGCAGAACCCUGACCAGGAGACUGCCGCUGGCGAGGUGUCUGUUACCGAGACUGCCGCUGGCGAGCCUACCGAGGAGGCGGCUUCCUCCUCCGAGGGAGCUACUACUGCUCAAGAAGCCUCCGCAGGCCAACAAGCUCAACUGCUGAAGCCAUGGGAGCAGCGUGCUCUUCGUAACGGCAGAACGCCGCUCCCCGACUCCCGCCCUCCCAUCGCCGGAGAGUCCUCGGCCUCGGGCAGCCAGGCGCAGCCGACUCGUCGCGCCCCUCGUCCUCGCUGGCGUAUCGCCGACAUCCGCCACGUCAUUGAACUGGCCCGCGGCGGCAUGGCGUACGCCGACAUACGGGCGAGAUAUUACCCUGAGCGCACCAUUGUCGCUGUUAGCCAGGUCUACUAG
Messenger RNA from Trichoderma reesei QM6a, 576 nucleotides. RefSeq lists its product as uncharacterized. The record is from RefSeq and is a predicted model, not a curated record. The transcript has 3 exons. The coding region runs from base 1 to 576 and encodes 191 amino acids. NCBI's taxonomy places the organism in Eukaryota, Fungi, Ascomycota, Sordariomycetes, Hypocreales, Hypocreaceae.